Molecule: messenger RNA, 2103 nt
Organism: Daphnia pulicaria
Lineage: Eukaryota; Metazoa; Arthropoda; Branchiopoda; Diplostraca; Daphniidae
Product: malonate--CoA ligase ACSF3, mitochondrial-like
Exons: 8
Coding region: 167-1972 (601 amino acids)
Biological process (GO): fatty acid metabolic process
Molecular function (GO): medium-chain fatty acid-CoA ligase activity
Source: RefSeq, a predicted model, not a curated record
UUUUUUUUUUGUAAAGAAAAACAGUAAAACACCAGUUGUUUCUAUCCAGGCUUUCAAGGUUACUUCAUAGGAUUAUUAAUAUUCUUAUCAGAUUCGAAUUUUGUCUCGACGUGCAGAAUUACACCUUUAUAGAUGAUAAGUUAUCUCACGAUUUAUUACUUGACUGAUGAAUAACAUGACGAUGCUCUCUGUUUUUCUAAAGUCAUUGAGAUCCGGUGUACUUAAUUCAACCCUUCGAAGUAGACCAUACUCUAUCAGUAAUACAGAUCCUCCAGGCAGAAUUCAAUCCACGAUGGAAAAUCGUGGUAUCAUUCCUGCACAUCAAAUUGCUCUUCAACAUCUCGAUCGAGUUGCUAUUAAAGACAGUCAUGGCUCUCAUACCUAUUUGGAUGUGUUACUUAAAGCCAUUAAGUUGUCAAAUAUGAUUAAAAGUUCUAUAGGUCCAGAAAAAAAUCAAGAAAGAAUUGGCUUCCUCUGUCCGAAUGACUCUACCUAUGUUAUAUCUCAGUGGGCCUGUUGGGCGGCAGGGCACAUUGCUGUACCACUCAGUCCUGUUCAUCCUCCUUCUCUGUUGGGUUACUAUGUCAAAGACUGUGAUGCUGCCUUAAUAAUUGCUUCUCAAAGCCAUUCCCAAUUGCUUAAUGCUGUACAAGAAACAGUUGGUCUGGAUAUAAAAUCUGUAAUUCUAGAAGAAUCAUGGCAACAAACCAUCAACCAAAAUGUUACACCCACCCAACUAAAAGCCAUUCUAUGUGACACAAAGCCGAUGGAAUUUUAUCAGAAUUCUGAUGCUAUGAUACUGUAUACUAGUGGAACUACCGGCAAACCCAAGGGAGUUCUACUGAGUCAUAAAAACAUCGAUGCUCAGGUACGAAUGUUAAUUGAAGUAUGGCAAUGGUCCAAAAAAGACGUCAUCGUUCAUGCGCUUCCACUUCAUCACACUCAUGGUGUCAUAAACGCUUUGCUAUGUCCCCUAUAUGUAGGAGCCAGUUGUAUUAUGUUGCCCAAAUUCGACUCGAAAGCAAUUUGGGAAAAUUUCUUAAAUACUAACGUAAGUCAAGAGGAAAAGCCUACUCUGUUCAUGGGUGUGCCUACAAUGUACAGCAAACUACUCUCACAUUACGAUUCCACUUAUGGGGAAACUCAACGGAAAAGGGAAUAUGUGAAAGCUAGUAUUUCUAACAACAUUAGGGUUAUGAUUAGUGGGUCUGCAGCUCUUCCUGAGCCGGUGUUUUACAAAUGGAAAGCAGCAACUGGAAUUGAAAUUGUGGAACGUUAUGGGAUGACGGAAAUUGGUUCUGUUUUAUCUAUUCCUCUGGAGGGAGAACGACGCCCUGGUUAUGUUGGAGUUCCGUCGCCUGGUGUCAGCAUCAGAUUAGCAGAAUUUCAGUCUUCUCCUCUUGGAUCCAAAGCUAAUUAUCAAAUCUUGUUCGAGACCAGCUACGACCAGUUUUCAAAAGGCUACGCAAAUGAUAAAGUCGUAGGAGAUCUUCUUAUCAAAGGGCCAAACGUUUUUAAAUGUUAUUGGAACAAACCAGAAGCCACAGCUAAAGAUUUUACUGCGGAUGGAUGGUUUCGAACUGGAGAUUCAGUUCAAUUUGAUAAUGGUUAUUUCAAGAUCCUUGGCCGAUUAUCAGCAGACAUUAUUAAAUCCGGCGGAUUUAAAAUUUCUGCUCUCGAAAUCGAAACCCAUCUGCUUGGUCAUCCCGAAAUUGCAGAUUGCACGGUAUUCGGAAUUCCUGAUGUUACUUGGGGACAAAAGGUAGCAGCUGUUCUUGUCCUGGCGAACCCUGAGAUGAGCAUAGACUUAAUAGCUCUUAAACAAUGGUGCAAAGAAAGAAUGGCUCCUUACAUAGUGCCAAGUGAAUGGCGAAUAUAUUCCGAACUACCCCGUAAUGCGUUGGGUAAGGUUAAUAAAGUAGAAUUCGCAAAAGUAGCAUUUAAUGCUAAUCCAGGUUCUAGCAAACUUUGAAUAUUUGUUUGCUAGGUGCUAUUAUGUAUACUGUUUAGCAUUGUGAUAUGUCAUAACAGGCGUUGUAUUUUGAAAUUUAUCUUUGUUUGUACAAUUGCAAUUAGUUAUACAAUACAAUUCUUGAACCCUAA